GCCGUUUCCCCAUCUGGUUACAUUUUCUAGUAAUAAAUAAAGGACAAAAUAUGUGGGAACCGCCACGAUUGAGUGCAUCCUUGCGCACCAAGACAGAGCUGGAGGCCCGCAGCCGACGCUUCAGCAUCUUGCGGCAGGCCCGAACUACCUCCGCCGCGUCCACGACGACAAAAAGUCAGGACAAGGAGGUGCAGACCAUUGCCAGGCUGCUGGCCCAGAUGCCAGCCGGUAAGCAGCCCGCCGCCAAGGUUCAGCUGCAGAAGCUGCGCAACCUGGUGCAGGAGUGCAUGGGCUACGAGGAGCAGCCACAGGUGGUGGAGCACGCCGCUCUCUAUCUCUUCUGGCUGCUCCUCGAGCAGCGUGUGCUUCUGGUGGCCACCACCCAACGGUUGCACGGCAUGUUCGGUCAGACCUUCGACCGCAAAAAGACCCAGAUUCAUGACUGUGUUCUGGCCAUUGGUGAUCUAUUGGAGGAGCACGAGCGGACCGCACUCAAGCGAUGGCAGCAGGCACAGCGCAAAGCGCCCGGAGUUGGUCCCCUGUGGGGUGCCCACAUCCACGUUAAAUGCACGCCCUCUGAGUGGAUGGACAUCAGCCUGCUGACGGAUCUGGCACCGGAUGCCCUCCUCAAGAACCGCACCGUCAACAAGUUCUCCAUGAAAUACAAAUCCAAGACUGCUCCGACGGAGUCCAAAAGCGCGGAAGCCACCAAACUUAGUCCGGAACUGCGGAUCCUGCUGGGCAUCUCCGAGAAGUUGGACGACGAGCACCUGUUGAAUCGAGUUGGCGACAUUCUUGGUUCCAAGCGCAGUAGCGAGGAGUUACAGAACGAACUAAUGGAACUCCUGGGAUUCGAUCACUUCGAACUGGUGGGAAAUUUGCUCCAAGAGCGAGAAAUAAUCGCCAGGCAACUGGAUCAGUAUGCAACCCGAUCCCGGCGUGUCAAAGAGGUGAAACAGAAGCGCAUCCAGACGGCGGCUAAUGGAGGUGCCUCGGAGAGGCGGCCGACUGUCGCCAGCGCCGUUGUAGUGCAAUCGGCCCAGGAGAAACAGCUGGGCAAGAUGCAACGAAGGGAAGAGAAGAAGUUACAGCGAAUAAUGCGUAGCAUCAAGGACGAAGAGCCGGAAGACGACCCCAACUGUGCAGUGGCCGUGUCCGUCCAGCAAUUACGAAUGCAGCACCAACGAAGGCUCCUCGAAGCCGCCCAGCGGGAACCACUGCUGCUCAGCACAAAGGCCGCCAAAGCAGAGUACAAACAGUCCUCGUACACCCAGCCCAUACACUACCCCUAUGUGUUCGACAGCCAGCUGUUGGCGAAACAGCACGCCGGAUUUAUUGGCGGAAGCCGGAUAACGCUUCCGGACAAUGCACAGCGUGUGGACAACAAACAGUGGGAAGAGGUCAAGAUCCCAGCGAGCGAGCCACCUCCACUAUCUGUCGGCAACAAACGCAUCAAAAUUGACGAACUGGAUGAUGUGGGAAGACUCGCCUUUGCCAACUGCAAGGAGCUGAAUCGCAUCCAGUCCGUUGUAUAUCCUGUGGCCUAUCACAGCAACGAGAAUAUGUUGGUGUGUGCGCCCACGGGAGCCGGAAAGACCAAUGUGGCUAUGUUGUCCAUUGUACACACGAUUCGUUGCCAUCUGGAGCAGGGAGUCAUUAACCGGGACGAGUUCAAGAUCGUUUACAUAGCUCCAAUGAAGGCUUUAGCUUCCGAGAUGGUGGAGAACUUUUCCAAGCGUCUGAAAUCCCUGCAGAUCGUUGUAAGAGAGUUAACGGGUGACAUGCAACUGACGAAGGCGGAGAUGGCAGCUACUCAGAUUCUUGUCACAACACCGGAGAAGUGGGAUGUGGUUACCAGGAAGGGCAGUGGCGAUGUGGCUUUGAUAAGCCUGGUCAAGCUGCUCAUCAUUGAUGAAGUGCACCUUUUGCACGGCGAGCGAGGUCCAGUAGUGGAGGCUCUGGUGGCUCGCACUCUUCGGCUUGUCGAGUCCUCACAGUCGAUGAUCCGCAUUGUGGGACUGUCUGCCACCCUGCCAAAUUACAUAGAUGUGGCCCACUUCCUGCGAGUGAAUCCUAUGAAGGGUCUCUUCUACUUUGAUUCACGAUUCCGUCCAGUUCCACUGGACACCAAUUUCGUUGGCAUCAAGUCGGUGAAGCCCCUGCAACAGAUUGCAGAUAUGGACCAGUGCUGCUAUCAGAAGUGCGUUGAGAUGGUGCAGCAGGGCCACCAGAUUAUGGUCUUCGUCCACGCCCGUAAUGCCACUGUGAGAACGGCUAAUGUGAUCCGCGAACUGGCUCAGCAAAACAAUACCAGUGCCUUGUUCCUGCCCAAUGACUCCAAUGCCCAUGGACUGGCCAUGCGUUCGAUACAGAAGAGCCGGAACAAGCAGUUAGUGGACCUUUUCUCCUGCGGCUUGGCUAUGCACCAUGCCGGAAUGCUGCGCGCCGAUCGUCAGAUGGUUGAGAAGUACUUCGUCGAUGGCCACAUCUCGGUGCUGGUCUGCACGGCCACUCUGGCUUGGGGUGUCAAUCUGCCGGCACAUGCUGUUAUCAUCCGAGGAACGGACAUAUACGAUGCCAAGCAUGGUAGCUUUGUAGACUUGGGCAUACUUGAUGUGCUGCAGAUCUUUGGACGCGCAGGUCGCCCUCAGUUCGACAAGAGUGGAGUGGGUACCAUCAUAACCAGUUACGAUAAGCUGAAUCAUUAUUUGUCGUUGCUGACUAAUCAAUUCCCAAUCGAAUCAAACUUUGUAAAUUGCUUGGCUGACAAUCUCAAUGCGGAAAUUGGUUUGGGCACGAUAACCAAUGUGGAGGAAGCUAUCGAGUGGCUUAGUUACACUUACCUCUUUGUGCGAAUGCGAAUAAAUCCCCAUGUCUACGGCAUCGAGUACUCGGAGCUGCAGAAGGAUCCUACGCUGGAGGCACGUCGUCGAGCUCUCAUCAUGUCCGCAUCGAUGAGUCUGGACAAAGCUCGCAUGAUGCGAUUUAACCAGCGUACGAUGGACAUGAAUAUUACAGAUCUUGGACGCACUGCCUCGCAUUUCUACAUUAAAUACGACACUGUCGAGACCUUCAACGAGCUGAUGAAGCCUUUUAUGAACGAGGCAGAGAUUUUGGGCAUGAUUUCCCAGGCGCAGGAGUUCCAGCAACUAAAGGUGCGCGAGGAUGAAAUGGAGGAACUUGAUGAGCUAAGAAGCUACUAUUGUAAAAUAAAGCCUUAUGGAGGGAGUGAGAAUAUCCACGGCAAGGUCAACAUUCUCAUUCAGACAUAUCUGUCCAAUGGGUAUGUCAAGUCCUUCUCUUUGAGCUCCGACAUGUCCUACAUUACCACAAAUAUAGGAAGAAUAACCAGAGCCCUCUUCUCCAUUGUUCUGCGGCAAAAUAACGCUGUCCUGGCAGGACGCAUGCUGCAACUUUGUAAGAUGUUUGAAAGACGGCAAUGGGAUUUGGAUAGCCACCUAAGACAGUUCCCUGCUAUCAAUGCGGAAACAAUCGAUAAGCUGGAGCGACGCGGUUUAAGUGUCUUCCGGCUAAGGGACAUGGAACAGCGGGAGCUUAAGGAAUGGCUACGCAGUGACCGAUAUGCCGAGCUGGUAAUCCGCUCUGCACAGGAGCUACCCAUGUUGGAAGUGGAAGCCAGUCUGCAGCCUAUUACAAGAACAGUGCUGCGGAUUAAAGUGGAUAUCUGGCCUAGUUUCACUUGGAAUGAUCGAGUUCAUGGGAAGACAAGUCAAAGCUUCUGGCUGUGGAUUGAAGAUCCCGAGUCCAACUAUAUCUACCACUCGGAACUAUUCCAGGUUACCCGGAAGGUAGUGAUGAGCGGUCAGUCGCAGCAGCUGGUAAUGACCAUUCCGCUAAAAGAGCCACUGCCACCGCAAUACUACAUAAGAGUGAGCAGCGACAGCUGGCUUGGCAGUACUACAUGCAUUCCAUUAUCGUUCCAACAUCUGGUGCUACCGGAGCACCACCCACCACUGACGGAGCUUUUGCCUCUCCGUCCACUGCCAGUCAGCUGCCUCAAGAACGUCCUUUACGAAUCCCUCUACAAAUUCACGCACUUCAAUCCCAUCCAGACGCAGAUCUUCCAUUGCCUGUACCACACAGACAAUAAUGUGCUCUUAGGAGCUCCUACUGGCAGUGGCAAGACUAUCGUGGCGGAAAUAGCAAUCUUCAGGGCACUUAACCAGAACCCAAAGUGCAAAGUGGUCUACAUUGCUCCUCUAAAGGCUUUGGUGAAGGAGCGCAUAUCGGAUUGGGAACAACGUUUCCAGCGAUCCUCGCUUGGUCUCAAGGUGGUGGAGCUAACGGGCGACGUCACUCCAGACAUCCAGGCCAUUCGCGAAUCGCAGCUAAUUGUUACCACACCGGAGAAGUGGGACGGUAUCAGUCGAUCCUGGCAGACGCGUGAAUAUGUGCAGCAUGUAUCCCUGAUCGUCAUCGAUGAGAUCCACCUUCUGGGCGAGGACCGAGGACCAGUCAUUGAGGUCAUUGUUUCGCGAACGAACUUCAUCAGCUCUCAUACGGGCCGGGCUAUUCGAAUCGUUGGAUUGUCCACAGCCUUGGCCAACGCUCAGGAUCUAGCCAACUGGCUGGGAAUCACAAAGAUGGGGCUGUACAACUUCAAGCCCUCGGUACGUCCGGUGCCUCUGCAAGUUCACAUCAACGGAUUCCCGGGAAAACACUACUGCCCCCGAAUGGCCACCAUGAACAGACCUACGUUCCAGGCCAUUCGUACCUACUCCCCAUGCGAACCCACAAUUGUCUUUGUGUCCUCCCGUCGUCAGACGCGUCUGACGGCUCUGGACUUGAUUACCUUCGUGGCCGGCGACUCCAAUCCGAAGCAGUUCCUGCACAUUGCUGAGAAUGAAAUGGAGCUGAUCCUGCAGAAUAUUCGUGACCAGAACCUUAAAUUCUGCCUAGCCUUCGGCAUUGGUCUACAUCACGCCGGUCUGCAGGAGCAGGACCGAAAGUGUGUGGAGGAGCUGUUUCUCAAUCGGAAAAUUCAAGUGCUGGUGGCCACCGCCACCUUGGCUUGGGGCGUUAACUUACCCGCCCAUCUGGUUGUGAUUAAGGGCACUGAGUACUUUGAUGGCAAGGUGAAGAAGUACGUGGACAUGCCCAUUACGGAUGUGCUUCAAAUGAUGGGCCGAGCUGGACGGCCACAGUUCGACAACGAAGGUGUGGCCGUCGUCCUGGUACACGACGAGAAGAAGAACUUCUACAAGAAGUUCCUGUACGAUCCAUUCCCUGUCGAAUCAAGUCUGCUUGGUGUGCUGCCGGAACACAUUAAUGCCGAAAUCGUGGCUGGAACUGUGCAGUCAAAACAGGCGGCUCUGGACUACCUCACGUGGACUUACUUCUUCCGGCGGCUGCUGCGUAAUCCCUCGUACUAUCAGCUGCAGGGCGUGGAGCCGGAGAAUGUUAACGCUUUCAUGUCCAACUUGGUGGAGCGCGUGGUCUAUGAACUUUCCGCCGCUGCCUGUCUGGUGGAGCGUGAUGGAUGUUUGGUGCCAACCUUCUUAGGGCGAAUCAGUUCCUAUUACUACCUAUCUUAUCGCACAAUGAAGCACUUCCUGGAGGAUCUACAGCCAGGAAUGGGCACCAAGGAAGUUCUCCUCGCCAUAGCAGAUUCCUAUGAAUUCGAUCAGCAACCCGUCCGGCACAACGAGGACAAGUACAACGAACAACUGGCUGACAGAACUCGCUUUAGGCCUCCAUCCUCCUCCUGGGACUCGCCAUAUACAAAGACGUUCCUGUUACUCCAGGCCCACUUCUCUCGCUUGUCACUUCCAAACUCGGAUUACCUAACGGACACUAAGUCGGCGCUGGACAACGCGACUCGAGUGAUGCAAGCAAUGGUGGACUAUACGGCGGAAAGGGGUUGGCUCUCAACCACUUUGGUGGUGCAGCAAUUGAUGCAGUGCAUCAUUCAAGCGCGCUGGUUCGACGGUAGUGAGUUCCUCACAUUGCCAGGAGUGGACGAGGACAAUCUGGAUGCCUUUUUGAACAUACAGCACGACGAUCACGACUAUUUGACGCUACCCGCGCUGAAAGAGCUGUGCAGGAAGGAGUAUGAAGUGUUGGCCAAGCCUCUGCGAGAUGCCUUUGAGGAGCAUGAAAUCGAGCAGAUGUACAAGGUAAUCCAAGACUUGCCCGAGAUAGCAUUGCAAACAUCCGUGGAGGGUCGCUAUAUGGAAGACGAGUACGCCAAGAGACCCCUAUCACUUUCAGGAGAUCCUAAGGGUGAAUGGAUGCCUUUGCAUGCCAAUGAAGACUACGUCCUUACUGUUAACCUUCAGCGUCUCAAUAUCAGUGGACAGCGAAGAGGAGGAGGACAAGGCUAUACGGUGCACUGCCCUAAAUAUCCCAAGCCCAAGAACGAAGCCUGGUUCCUGACUCUAGGUUCCCAGGCCAGUGACGAGCUGCUGGCCAUGAAGAGGGUAACCAUUCGCGGCCAGCGCUGUUCCAAUCGCAUUUCGUUCCAGGCAACUCCCCGACGUGGACGUCUGCAGCUUACGUUAUAUUUAAUGUCCGACUGCCUGAUGGGUUUCGACCAGCAGUACGACCUGCGCUUCGAUAUCAUCGAUGCGAAAGAGGUCUAAGUAGACCAGUUAGAAACUAAGUCUAAGAUGAAUAUCGUAGCAUUCUGUAGAUCUGAGGCUUAACCUUUAGUAAAUGGAGUUCAUAUGUAUUCCUUAUGAACGAUUUCCACAACCACUGUUAGCAUACCUAAGGUUUGUAGUCAAACUGAAAUCGCGUAUUUAUUGUGUGAUCCCCCAGAACAUGUUUAACAUUUUUAUCAUUAGUAACCUGCUUCGAGACGAAGCUCCUUUGUUAACCGACCACGUAGAGCUUAAAGUACUUUCUAUGAAUUUAUGAAGUAACGAUUUUUAUUAUCUGAAGUUAAUAAAAUUGUAUUUAAGGCAAAGAGAAA
Drosophila eugracilis is the source of this 6934-nucleotide messenger RNA. RefSeq names its product activating signal cointegrator 1 complex subunit 3 (gene obe). Bases 51 to 6602 code for a protein of 2183 amino acids. Gene Ontology annotation, molecular function: nucleic acid binding; ATP hydrolysis activity; ATP binding. The transcript has 6 exons. The record is from RefSeq and is a predicted model, not a curated record. NCBI's taxonomy places the organism in Eukaryota, Metazoa, Arthropoda, Insecta, Diptera, Drosophilidae.